Medicago truncatula (barrel medic) is the source of this 1766-nucleotide messenger RNA. Its product is annotated as U-box domain-containing protein 62. The record is from RefSeq and is a predicted model, not a curated record. Gene Ontology annotation, molecular function: ubiquitin-protein transferase activity. The transcript is spliced from 8 exons. NCBI's taxonomy places the organism in Eukaryota, Viridiplantae, Streptophyta, Magnoliopsida, Fabales, Fabaceae. Gene Ontology annotation, biological process: protein ubiquitination. The coding region runs from base 189 to 1487 and encodes 432 amino acids.
CGUUCUAAAGUGAAGCACUCAAUCCGUCAUGUGCAAGCAAAGACGCACUACCCAGUGUUACACAAGAGAAGAUAGCGCGCGCACAUGAAUAACAACCAAAACGACACCGUUUUGCUUCAAGCGCUAUCUCCAAACCCUAAUUAAAUUUUCUUCACAGUACCACAAAUUCGAGCUUCACCGUUCGCACCAUGUCUUCCGAUGACAUCAAUCUCACUCCUGAUCAAAGAAUAGAAAACGGCCUUACUUCCCCUCUCGUAUUCCCAGACCACUCUCUGCGCUUCAACUGCGGCGGUGCACCACCGCGACAGGUCGGUGAUCCGGUUCCUAAAACCGGCGGUUUCAUCGACGACAAAAUGUUCACUGUCAAUCGCGAUCAGUUUUUCCCUUCUCAGGGGACGGAGUUCCGCCGGAAUGUUUUCUCCGACCGCGGGAACCCGUCGGAUGUACUGAACUGGAGCGAGGGAACUCCAAGCAGCAAUGACUCAGACGGCGAAGACGAUGAAGAUGACGAUGAAGACGAUGAUGGUGGCGACACCGUAGUAGACAGACUCGUCGGUGUUGGUGACGGUAGCAAGCGCAGUUCCAAUUCAAUCAUUGAUGUUAACAAUAAUAAUGGUGGUAAUGUUACAAAUAGAAAAUCCCAGCUUCAUUCCGCUUAUGUUUCCGGUAGAGAGAUAAUGGGAAAGGAUGGUGAAAUUGUACAGUUGGUGCAUAACAAUGCGAGUGGUGCUACUAUGGGUGGAGAUGAUCAGCGAGAAAGAUUAGGUAAAAAUCACAACUCUGUAACUGACUGUGAGGAAUAUUAUUCACACUAUCUUCAAGGUACGGAAGGGUCACCUUCUGUGCAGAAAGUUAUGGUGGACGACGAUGGUUGUGGAUUUAGUGGAAGAAAGGAUUUUGUGUAUUCAAGCGAGUCAGGGGAGUCUUUGAGGGCGAUUCUUUCAGAUCCUGUUAGUGGAACUCUUAUGGAUGAUGCAAUGAUAUUACCUUGUGGACAUUCAUUUGGUGGAGGUGGAAUACAGCAUGUUAUUAGAAUGAAAGCUUGUUGUACUUGUUCUCAAGCUACAUUGGAGGAAUCAAUAUCUCCAAAUCUAUCACUUCGAGCAGCUGUGCAGGCGUAUCGUCGGGAAGAGGAAUCGCAAUUUUACCGGUCAUCCAAAAGAAAAAGAGAAAGAUUUGAUCAGGGUGGUUUCGGAGAGUGUGCUGUUGUUGAAUCAUCAAGGACCAGAGGUGUUCAAUUUCCAUUUGCUGUGAUGGAUCGGGUUAUCAUAAAGGGGAACAAAAGGACACCACAACGCUUUGUUGGGCGUGAAGCUAUUGUAACAACACAAUGCCUGAAUGGAUGGUAUGUGGUGAAGACAUUAGACAAUGCGGAGAGUGUAAAAUUGCAGUAUCGCUCCCUUGCUAAGGUUUCCGACAAUCCUUCAAAACCUGUCUCCAGCAACAUGGGACCUAAUUGGCUUCAGAUCUGCCGCACAACAUCAUAAAAUCACUAAAAUAUGGUCGAUAAUACUUCUGCUUAAGUUGCCACUGUAUGUUGUGCAUUUUAUUGGUAACACCACGAACAAUUUUUUUUAGCGAUUUUACUAUUUGUAUACUUGUAAGAAAAGAGUGCUGGCAACGUAAAAAAAAAGUGCUAGCAAGAGUUUGUAAACACAUAAGCCUUGUACUGCUUUGUAUUUGUUGAGAGUAUAGUAUCUUAUCAAACACUUUGUUCGGAUACAGUCAGAUUUAUAUAUAAAUGGAAACUAUUGUGAUUUAAAUUA